GCUUCCCUCGUAUCUCUCUCUCUUUCUCUCGUAGUGUUUCUUCUUCGGUGAUUGUGUCUCUAGCUGCGGCGAUUUCUCCCUCUCAUCGACUCACCGUGAGUCCAUUACCAACUCGAAAUUCAUGCUCCCGACUUGUUGAGCUCUCGGUGGAACUUCGCAGCAUUGGAUUUGGCGCUCUGUGGAGGAUUCUUUCUUCAUUACACUGGCCGAACGUGUCUAGUGACUUUCAAUCAAAAUGGCUUCCAACGGAAACAAUUCACACGACUUCGAGUUUGUGAGCGCUAACGUUCCAAAUGGUCUUUCUAAAAUCAACACCAAACCUACGGACCCGGAAAUGUGCAAGGACGAUACUGCUUCCACAGUAAAGGUGUCGAACCUUGACGAGCUGCACGCUUUGCAAAGGAAGAAAGCGUCAGCCCCGACCACGCCACGGAACGCCACAAACCCAUCUACGCCCAAGUCUGCGACUCCUCGUGCCUACGUAUCGGAAGAGGAGCGUCAGAAGCAGCAGAUGCAAUCUGUGAGUGCAUCUUUGGCUUCUCUGACUCGUCAAAGCGGACCCCAAGUCAUCAAGGGCGAACCAGGAAGAAAGAAAUCUCCUCCAAAGACUGUGGCCGCCCCCAAGCUGGACAUUAGUGAUAGCGCCCUGAAGUUCACACACGUCCUGUACAAUUUAUCUCCUCCCGAGCUGUACGAGCAAGCUAUCAAAUAUGAGAAGGGUUCUUUCAUCGCCUCGACCGGAGCUCUUGCCACACUCUCUGGAGCUAAGACUGGGCGGUCUCCUAAGGACAAACGUGUGGUGAAGGAAGAGACCUCAAAGGAUGAUCUUUGGUGGGGAAAGGGUUCUCCAAACAUUGAAAUGGAUGAGGAGACAUUCUUGGUUAAUCGUGAGAGGGCUGUUGACUACCUGAACUCAUUAGAGAAGGUCUUUGUAAACGACCAGUUCUUGAACUGGGAUCCUCAGAACCGGAUCAAAGUCCGGAUCAUUUCUGCUCGUGCUUAUCACUCACUCUUCAUGCAUAAUAUGUGCAUUCGUCCCACACCCGAGGAGCUCGAGGACUUUGGAACCCCCGACUUCACAAUUUACAAUGCCGGUCAAUUUCCUUGCAACCGAUACACCCACUACAUGUCAUCGUCAACAAGCAUAGAUAUCAACCUGAAACGCAAAGAAAUGGUGAUUUUGGGGACACAAUAUGCUGGAGAGAUGAAGAAGGGUCUUUUCAGCCUCAUGCACUACUUGAUGCCCAAAAGAGGGAUUUUGUCGUUGCAUUCUGGCUGCAACAUGGGAAAAGCAGGGGAUGUUGCCUUGUUUUUUGGAUUGUCAGGAACCGGGAAGACGACUCUGUCCACUGAUCCCAACCGACAACUUAUUGGUGAUGAUGAGCAUUGCUGGAGUGACAACGGAGUUUCAAAUAUUGAGGGAGGAUGCUACGCUAAGUGCAUAGACCUUUCCAAGGAAAAGGAACCAGAAAUUUGGAAUGCAAUCAAGUUUGGAACAGUGCUCGAAAAUGUGGUUUUUGAGGAGCAUUACCGAGACGUUGAUUACAGCGACAAAUCUGUGACUGAGAACACAAGGGCUGCAUACCCUAUUGAGUACAUCCCCAAUGUUAGGUUGCCAUGCGUUGGACCUCAUCCGAAGAACAUCAUCUUGCUAUCGUGUGAUGCUUUUGGUGUCUUGCCACCUGUGAGCAAGUUGACGCAUUCGCAAACCAUGUAUCACUUCAUCAGCGGUUACACUGCUUUGGUUGCGGGAACUGUGGAUGGUGUGAAAGAGCCUACGGCUACAUUUUCAGCAUGCUUUGGAGCUGCUUUCAUUAUGCUGCACCCCACUAAGUAUGCUGCCAUGUUAGCAGAGAAGAUGCAGCAACAUGGAGCCACUGCAUGGUUGGUCAACACCGGCUGGUCUGGCGGCAGCUAUGGUAUCGGAUCAAGGAUGAAACUCGCAUACACGAGGAAGAUCAUCAAUGCAAUCCACGACGGGACAUUGUUGAACGCUAACUAUGUGCAAACUCCUAUCUUCAACCUGUCUGUGCCAACUGAGGUCAACGGAGUCCCAAGUGAAAUUUUGCAGCCACAGAAUGCGUGGGCGGACAAGAAGCAAUACGAUGCUACGUUGAAGAAGCUUGCAGGUCUCUUCCAGAGGAACUUUGAGGUUUAUGCUGAUUACCAAGUUGGCGGAAACAGCCAGCUUACGAAGCAGAUUCUUGCAGCUGGUCCUGUUUUGCAGUAGAGAUGCCAUACGGCUAGAUAUGCCGAAUGGUUUAGAGAUCGGACGGAAGUCUGCAAGCUCGUCUGGAGGAUUGUCUUCUUUACCGGUAGAGUUCUGAAUUCAGUUCAAGGUGGAUGACUAACAUCUAGAGUAGAUAAAGUGAAGGUGGAUUGAACCCCUGGGACUAUAUUCUUACUGCCUGGGUUAAGCAAGGCUUAGGCAGCAACUUUUCAUAGAGACUCUGUUCAUAGUCUAACUUAAUUCUUGUGUAUACCCGAUCUUUUGAUCUAAUAAGACAACUGCAAAUUUAAUGUGACAAUUUUCCCACUUUUUCGCCA
Physcomitrium patens is the source of this 2547-nucleotide messenger RNA. Its product is annotated as phosphoenolpyruvate carboxykinase (ATP) 1. Lineage: Eukaryota; Viridiplantae; Streptophyta; Bryopsida; Funariales; Funariaceae. The record is from RefSeq and is a predicted model, not a curated record. Gene Ontology annotation, molecular function: phosphoenolpyruvate carboxykinase (ATP) activity; ATP binding. Gene Ontology annotation, biological process: gluconeogenesis. Gene Ontology annotation, cellular component: cytosol.